UAUGCUGCCACACUGAUUUUUUCUUGCUCCACGUGCGGCGAUUUUGUAGAUUUUGUAUUUUUAUUGCGUUUGUUCUUGAUUUUAGUUGAUAAACUUAAUUCAAAAUGCCACCUGUAAGAAAGCCCAAGCCGCAGAAAAUCGAAAAACAGUCGACGCCCAAGAAAACCAUUAAUAAGGCCAAGGAGGUAGUUUCUGGACAGCUGAAGAAAAAGGUGGCCAAGUCCAAGCCCCAAAAGGAAAAGCGUCCAGAACGCGGCGUUGUCGUAGUCAAGCAUCUGCCCCAUGGGUUCUUUGAGCAUCAGCUGCGUCAAUACUUUCGCCAAUUUGGCCGGGUGCUCCGCGUGCGUUUGGCCAGAUCCCUGCGCACUGGAAACAGCAAGGGCUACGCCUUUGUGGAGUUCGAGUAUCCGGAGGUGGCCAAGGUGGCGGCCGACACCAUGGACAACUACCUCAUGUUCCAGAAGGUGGUUAAAGCCUCCUACAUUCCGCCUGAGAAGCAGACCUUCAACUUCUUUAGGACCUCCGUAAAGAAGGUCGUAAACAAGGCUGGCAAGGAAAUCUACGUCUCGGACGUGACCAAAGCCACCCAGCGAAGCGUUAAAAAACAGAACGAUUGGGAUGAGUCCGCCUGCCAAAAACGCACGGUGAACAAUUUGAACAAGAUCAAAAAGCUGCAGGAGAAGUACAAGGACUUGGGUAUUGACUUCUCCGAUUUAAUGGUGGAGCCAGUCAAGAAAACUAAGAAAACGACAGAGGAAGAGACCACUGAGGCAUCCACAAGCCAGGCGGCAACCAAGGCGGGAGGCAAAAAACAGAAACAGGCGGCAAAGAAGGAGCCCAAGCUGGAGGACCUGCUGGGCACCACCAUCAACGAGGACUCCGACGAUGAGGACUACGUAGAUGCCUCCGAUGAUGAUUCUGAGUUGGAGAUUGAGGAAGAAGAUGAAGACAGUGAGCCGACCAGCGAUGACAGUGACGAGGAAGUCGAGUUGCCGUUGCCGCCUAAAAAGAAGAAUAAGGUUAGCCUGUCAGACAAACUAAAGCGCAAGCCCGGCACUGGCGGUGUGCAGAAAAAGAAACUGGCUCCAGUUGUCAAGAACACUAAAAGUGCCGCCACCCAGAAGCUGCAGCUGGCCGCAGCCAAGUCGUUGGCCAAACCCCUGCCCAAGGGAAAGGCCAAGAAGUCAAAGAAGUAGCUUAAAAUACCUUUACUAUAGUUGUUAAGUAAGCGAAAACAUUUUGUAAGAUGAAUUGUGUUAAAAUAUGUCCCUUUAAAAA
Drosophila ficusphila is the source of this 1278-nucleotide messenger RNA. Its product is annotated as MKI67 FHA domain-interacting nucleolar phosphoprotein. The transcript has 3 exons. Gene Ontology annotation, molecular function: RNA binding. Gene Ontology annotation, cellular component: nucleolus. Gene Ontology annotation, biological process: maturation of LSU-rRNA from tricistronic rRNA transcript (SSU-rRNA, 5.8S rRNA, LSU-rRNA). The record is from RefSeq and is a predicted model, not a curated record. NCBI's taxonomy places the organism in Eukaryota, Metazoa, Arthropoda, Insecta, Diptera, Drosophilidae. The coding region runs from base 105 to 1196 and encodes 363 amino acids.